This is a messenger RNA of Ceutorhynchus assimilis (cabbage seed weevil), 1407 nucleotides long. Lineage: Eukaryota; Metazoa; Arthropoda; Insecta; Coleoptera; Curculionidae. The record is from the annotation of a GenBank genome assembly.
CCAGAAGUACCUACAGAAAUAUUAUUAGAAAUGGACUCAGUAGAAUCUACAAAUUACCUAACAAAAGAGUCUCAAGUUUCUGAUACCUCAACGAUUUCGGUGGUAUCAGUUCGUUGUCGGAUAUGUUACGAUAAUGAAAAACCUGAAGAAUUGAUGGCUCCCUGUCAAUGCAAGGGAACUAUGGCAUUUGUUCAUCGCUCCUGUCUCGAAACAUGGCUAGGAGAAUCAGGACUAACAUAUUGUGAACUGUGCAGUCAAUCUUUCACAACUGAAAGAACCCCAAAGUAUACUUCAACUAAAUCAAUUUGGACUUGGUUUAAAUGUGGCUCCAGGCAUCCUGCAAGAAGUCUAAGGGGAGACGUCAUUGCUUGUGGAAUUGUAAAUCCUUUAACCAUAAUAGUAACAUACAUCUGCCUUUAUAGUUCAGAAUAUUAUGAUCAUCAAAGAUUUUCCUCACCUUCAAAAUGGACUGCCGUAUGCUUACUUUUGGUGAUUGGAAUUCUUUUUUUUGGAUAUUACUUAUGGGCUAGUUCGGUUCUACGAACCUAUUCCCUCAUGUGGUACAGUUGGUGGCAAAGAUCAUGCAUUGUCAGAUAUAUCGCGCCAAGCACAAUAUCUCUCAAUUCAAGAACUGAAGAUCAGGUACAUGUCCCAAAUAAUAGUCCAUGCUACUCCCGAAAUAUCAGCUGGACUGAAGAUCUAUAUCGCAGAGAGAGUGAUUUAUUGACUGCUGUAGUGAUACAUUCUGAGGCCUUACUAGAUGAUGAAGACCUUAAUAAAAAUUAUAUUCCUAACUAUCAAAAUUCAAGGACUGAAGUCAAAGGUGAAGAAAAUAGCCCAGCGACAGCUACGAUACAUAAGGCAUUACUAGAUAAAAAUCUCGUUGAUAGUGGAUCUUCAGAAUAUCUAACUUCCAUCAGGACUGAAGCCCUGACUCAAAGUGAAAAUGAUUUAAUGGAGACUAAUUUUGAUGCCGUAUCAGAGGGCAAAGGCCUUAUAAAAAAACAGGAGAACAACAUGGUAAUAGAAAAGACUGUACAACCUCUUAACAAUAUUUAUCCCUUACCCCAAUAUUCCAUUCUCACUGACGUCAUAGGUCAUGGUGAAAGUAGUUCAGCAAAGCCUGGAAAUCUUGAGAUCUCAUCAGAGAGUACUAUCAAAUCUGAGAAUAAAACUGUUAUCGAUAUAGAAGUAGACCAAUCUUGUAACUCCAGUGGAGAAUUGGAUUUAGAAUAAGAUUAUUGAUUGUAGAUGGUGUUAUUUAAUUUUUAGAAUAUUUUUCAAAAUUGAAAACAUAUUCUAUUUUCCAACUAAUAAUACAUACUUGGAUAAAUAUUAAUUUGAAAAUUGGCUAAUAUACUUUAAUGUUUGUUACAAAUAAAUUGUGGAAUUUGUAUACUUUAAGAA